UGUCAAUACUGUGUACAAGAACAAGGGGUGUUUUGAUGCCACACGUGAGGUUUUAAAUUAAAUUAACAGCUGAAUUCACGAGACACGGGCAGCUGCAGAGUCGCAGGCGGAAAACUUUCCCUUUUUUAAUUGUUAGUCAGUAAUUUCAACAGCCACAAAGCUGGGCAAGCUUACAAACAGGACGAAAUCAUUGCUGCUGUCAUAUCGACACCGACGACGGCUGGUGGUGAGAGCUGGUUUUAAUUGUUCUGUAGGGAGCUGAUGUUAGCUUACUUAUCUACAUACAUAGACAACCAUUCAUGAAGUUUACUUUAUGUUAUUAGGAGGAUGAUAAAUGCAUGGAGAGCAUCAGAAAGAAUAUUGACCACUGAAAUUCUGCGAGUUGUUCGUUGUUUGCUUCAUUUAUUAACCUGCCAAAGCCAAUACGAGGAUGUUUCGGGCUCUGACCAAUCAUAGCCCUUCUAGCUAACACCCCGCCUCUCGCGCUGGCUGAAAUGAAUUUAUCGAACGCACUUCCGGACUCUGACCAGACAAAAGGGGGCGCUUAAGGUGGUCCUUGUCCCGUCGAUUAAUGAACGAGUAUCCACGGUGGACGUUUGACAUUUGCGCCUCGGGUUUGACGUCCUUUGUCUCUCAUGUACGCCUCUCUCGUCCCACGGCGUCGCAUGUCACGAUCAUGAGCAGCAUCUCCACUUUCACCUCCGACAGCUCCAGCGCCACCUUAACAAACCGAUGUCAGCUUUCAUGCAGUUUUUUUGCAUUGACGUCAACCACAUACAGCACAAAACAGAGGCUUUCUUCAUGUAUCGUAUGCUGGAGUCAGAAUGUGGACAGAAAGCUAAACACAGGUACCAGUUUUAAGCCAAUCUGACUGCGACAGCUGCUGCUUUAUUUCUCAUCACAUCGAGGAAGACACCGUCUGCAAGGAUAACCGCGACAAAGCCACCGUUGCCCAGAGUGCGGCCCAGGCAAGAGCCCGCGACCGCAACAUCAGGCACCAUGAUGGAAGGGGGCAUGCAGCUGCUCAACCGCGACGGCCACAGCAUCUCGCACAACUCAAAGCGGCACUACCAUGACUCCUUCGUAUCCAUGAACAGGAUGCGACAGCGCGGCUUGCUGUGCGACAUCGUGCUCCAUGUCUCCAACAAAGAAAUCAAGGCACACAAAGUGGUGCUGGCAUCCUGCAGCCCCUACUUCCACGCUAUGUUUACCAAUGAGAUGUCAGAGAGUCGGCAGACCCAUGUCACCCUACAUGACAUCGACCCUCAGGCUUUGGAGCAGCUGGUCCAGUACGCCUACACAGCAGAAAUUGUGGUCGGGGAAGGCAAUGUGCAGACGUUACUCCCAGCAGCCAGCCUGCUACAGCUCAAUGGGGUGCGGGAUGCCUGCUGUAAGUUCCUGCUCAGCCAGUUGGACCCUUCCAACUGCCUGGGCAUCCGGGGAUUCGCUGACACGCACUCCUGCAGCGACCUGCUCAAGUCGGCGCACAAGUAUGUCCUGCAGCACUUUGUGGAGGUGUCCAAGACAGAGGAGUUCAUGCUGCUGCCGCUGAAACAGGUCCUAGAUUUGAUCUCCAGUGACAAUCUCAAUGUGCCAUCAGAAGAGGAAGUGUACCGAGCUGUGCUGAGCUGGGUGAAACAUGAUAUAGAUGGACGCAGGCAACACGUGCCAUGGCUGAUGAAGUGUGUGCGGCUGCCGCUGCUGAGGCGAGACUUUCUGAUGAGCAACGUGGACACAGAGCUGCUGGUGCGUCACCACUCAGAGUGCAAGGACCUGCUGAUCGAGGCUCUCAAGUAUCACCUGAUGCCUGAGCAGAGGGGAGUCCUCAGCAACAGUCGGACGCGCCCACGACGCUGUGAGGGCGCCAGCCCUGUGCUCUUCGCCGUUGGUCAGUGUGCCCCUGAAGGUGGAGGCAGCCUGUUUGCCAUCCACGGGGACUGCGAGGCAUACGACACCAGGACGGAUCGCUGGCACAUGGUGGCGUCCAUGUCCACUCGGCGGGCACGGGUGGGCGUCGCAGCCAUUGGGAACAGACUUUAUGCUGUCGGAGGGUACGAUGGCACCUCAGACCUCGCAACUGUGGAGUCCUAUGACCCUAUCACAAACUCCUGGCAACCUGAGGUUUCCAUGGGAACACGGCGGAGCUGUUUGGGUGUAGCAGUCCUGCAUGGCCUGCUGUAUGCUGCUGGAGGUUAUGAUGGAGCUUCCUGCCUCAACAGUGCAGAGCGAUAUGACCCUCUGACCAGUACAUGGACAUCAAUUGCUGCUAUGAGCACCCGUAGGAGAUAUGUUCGAGUUGCAACUCUAGAUGGUAACUUGUACGCAGUGGGAGGUUAUGACAGCUCCUCACAUCUCGCAACAGUGGAGAAAUAUGACCCCCAGAGCAACACAUGGACAGCCAUUGCCAACAUGCUGAGUCGGCGCAGCAGUGCUGGGGUGGCCGUGCUGGAUGGCAUGCUGUAUGUCGCAGGAGGCAACGACGGCACCAGCUGCCUGAACUCCGUGGAGCGGUUCAACCCCAAGACAAACACCUGGGAGGGAGUGGCUCCCAUGAACAUACGCAGGAGCACCCAUGACCUAGUGGCGAUGGAUGGCUGGUUGUAUGCAGUGGGAGGUAAUGACGGCAGCUCCAGUCUCAACUCUAUCGAGAAGUACAACCCACGCAGCAACAAAUGGGUCGCCGCCUCCUGCAUGUUCACGCGGCGCAGCAGUGUGGGCGUGGCUGUGCUGGAGCUUCUGAACUUCCCACCGCCUUCCUCGCCCACCCUGUCGGUUUCCUCCACCAGCCUUUGACACGGGGUCACCGCCUGGCUGACCUCAGCCUCUGCUGUUACAACCCAGACUGGCUCUGGGAAGAGACGCAACUGCUCUGUUUGAGACGGGGAGGAAGAAGAGGAUGAAGACGGGAGUGGACAGGUAAAUGGAUGAAGACAGAGGGAUGGUGUGGCUAAGACUCCUGGCCUGGUUAUUAUACAGUACUCUCUAGAAAUAGUGGCACUCAUGGUAAAGGCCAACUAUGGUUUAAAAAGAUUACCGCAUAAAUUAUAAACUUUAUUUUCAAGUCAAAAUCUUUCAAAUCCUGGCAAUUAAAAUAAAACUAAAAAUAAAAACAUGUGCCACACAUAACUCUUCAUUUUUCAUAUGACUAGUUCAGAGAUGCCAGAUACUUCCUGAAAGAUUUUCAAGAAUUUUUUAAAUAUUUUGUUCCAACCACUGUGGCUGCACUUAACCAAGUUUGCCAUUAUUCUGGACUGCACUAUAACUGGUCUGGAUGACUGAAGCUCAGCUGUUCAGCGCCACCAUACAGACACCAGCUCCCACUCUCUUCAGAAGAUGUUCCUGGAUUAGGAUGUGUUAACACUGACCGAUCUCUCCUCUAACCUCACUUUCUUACCCCACCACUCUCACAGUGUUUGACACACUCAUCGUGAACUGUGGUGGACACUUAAUUCUGUCAUGUGUGAUGUAAAUGUUUUUGGUUUGAUGUUGUUGUCCUCUGCAAGAUUUUUUUCUUUUGAUGUCAGGAUUUUUUAAUGUAUAAAAAAAGAGAGAAACUGAAUGAUUUUACUUUUGGAAUGUAGCUUCUGACUGGUUAUACCAUGCAUGUUUACAUGUUGGCACCGACUCCCAACAGGAGGAUAAAAUGUUGUAGUGAUGCUAUGUCACGCUAGGUGGCAGUAACGGGCAAUGUAGUGAAUCCUUCCCUGCGCUACAGGAGAGCAUGGACACCAACAACACAGAGAAGUUAGGCCCUUGGAACUGUAAAUGAGUUUGAGUCCUUUUCUCUAUGUAUUUGUAUGUAUGUAUAUGUAUACAUAUACAUAUACGUCUGUGUGUGUAUAUAUAUGUAUAUAUAAACAUAAACACAGAAUAAUUAUGUUGAACUAUAUGUAUUUAUAAAAAUGUAUAAAUCCUAAUAUAUUCUGUUUCAAAGAUGCUAAGAGAAGGAAACAGAUCAGACCUAUGCUAUUUAAGAGUGUUUUUAAUAUAUUUAUUUAGGUGUGAUGUGCAUAUCGUCAAUGGAAAUGACAAAGAGAAUGUCUCAGUGUGAGAGAGGUAGUCGUUCGGCUUGUGUGCUUUUAGAAUUUCCCCUGCUUAAGAGAACUGAUUGUUGCAUUGUAAUAUGCAGCAUUCCGUUUGCAUUUCUUAAUAUUUCUUCACUGCCACGAGCAUGAUCUCACAUGAAACUGUACCUUAUGUCCACCACAUUUGUGCAAAAGGCUUCAGUCACUUGCAUACCUAUUGACCAGUCAAUGGAAGGACUCUAUAUGGUUAAUCCUACUUCUGAAGCACUAGUUUACCUUCAGUAUACCAACACUUGACACUAAUGAAUAACGCUGUUGACACUUGGUGCUGUCAUAUUCCCUUCCAUGCCCCAUCAAGUGUGGUGUCUUGUUAUAUUACCUCAUAGUUGAAUUGAAUCCAACUCUAUUACAAAGUUGAAUUAGACACAACUGUAUAAUCACCCACAAAUAUACUGGCUAUAGAACGUGUGGUCGGUGAUUAAGGGAACGUCACCACUGAACUUGCAUUAUCUAACAUAAAUUAAGUCUUUCUGACAGAGUUAAUUGCCGGGCUCAGUUCAGUUUGUGUAACGCAGUGAUACCAUUCUAAACUUCUGAGAAGUUACCUUUUAUUCCCCUUUUUUGUUGUUAAAGGAUUUAGUUAAUCCGUUCUGUUUAUCUGAAGCUACCUUACGUUUCAUGUGUUAGAGCAGACCCAGUAGAAUAGGGGCUGUGAGGGUCUUAUGGAGAAGCUGUAAUUCUGUUAUGAUUUGGAGAGAAAGACAAACAAAACCACACAAGACUUUGGCCUCCAUUCUGCUGAUCGAACUGUAAAUAGAGAGUUCGCUUAUCUGAAAUCCAUUUGUGCAAUUUCAAUGUGACUAGUUUUUUUUUUGUUUUUUUUUUGAGUGUUCAAUGUGGUGACAAUUGUUUAUUUAUGAUAUGUUUGUUAUUUAUGAGGAAAUUUAAAAAUAUUGAAUUUUGCACUAUUGCGAAAUGGAGCAAUACACUGUAAAAAAAAUAAAUAAAAGAUGUUUUCAGAUGUGACAAUUUACGUGUUUGAAUACAUUUUCACGCGAUGCCGGACAAAUCAAAGCAAGUUUUGUCCCUGCAUCUGCAAUAGUUUUACCCAGUGUGACAAAUACUGAAGCCACUGUAUGCCCCGUGCAAACACAAACAACCACAGACACACUCAAGGUUGUGUUGCUAAGUGUUCGUUGCUAGGCUCACUAUACCCGCACUGAUGCUUGGUAUAUUUCCAACAUACUCCUCUUUCAUAUAGUGAUCUUAGCAGACAGCUGAACACUCUCACUUUACCCUUCUUGACCUCAGUCACAUGGCAUUCACACCUGUGGCUGCCUCUGCACACACUCAAACCUAUGAACUCCCACUCUCCCAAAACACAUUCAAACACAGACCAAAUAUACACACUGGGAAACAGCUACAGCUUUGAAAGGGAGAGAAAAAGACUACGACUACACACAUAGAUGGUAUAUUCUGUGGCUUUGUUAUACUUGUGGCAUUUGAUUGCACAAUCAAACCCCUUAACUUCUUCCAAGUAUGUGCUACUUGGAAGAAGUUAAGGGGAUCAACUAACUUACCAUUUAUAUUCUAACAAACUAGUUAUCUGUCUUCUGACAAAUUUGACAGAGGAGAAAAUUUGUUUUGCAGACCUUAAACUUUCAGAACCUCAAAGGAAUCAUGAAACAUUUUUUGGAGAUAUCCUUAUUUGCUGCCAAUUAUUUGAUAGAUGAUAAGAAUGCUUCAGCUCUCAUGUCUGUAGGGUACAAAAAAUUGAAGCUCCAGCCAGCAGCUGAUUAGCUUAGCAUUAGCUAAGCCACUGGAAAAAUUGGGAGAGCGCUAGUCUGAGUGAGGGUAACAAAAUCCACUGUACAGCGAGCUUGACAAGUAAGACUAUGCAUAGCCAACCAAUAGAUAUAAGUAGUAUUAUGCAUUGCCUAAAAUGUCAAAAUACGGUUUAAUGUCUAAGGUUUUCUCAAAUUUAUACCAACAUGACAAAGUAAUGUCUAAAUGUACGAUACAGGCUACCCAAGCUUGGAAGUGAUAUUCUACCCAAAUCAAUCACUAAAGGCUUAAAAGGCGGCCUUAAAAAAUGUCAAAAGAGACUUAAAAAACUUAAAAAAGGCAAAAUAUGAAGCUGUUAGGGUUUCCAGGAUUGUGGACAGCACAAUAAGAAAGUCACAUACAUACCAAUCAGGCCUGACAGGGUGAGUUUUUCCAACUAAAAAGCGUGUACACAUUACUGUGUGUGCAUGUGUGUGUGUGUGUGUGUGUGUGUGUGUGUGUGUGUGUGUGUGUGUGUGUGUGUGUGUGUGUGAGGAUUUAAAGAUGUGCAUGGACUGUUGUGUCUGCAUGUUUCUGAUUGCUGUAGCUGUGAGUCACCUCCGCUGCUACAGCAUGAGAUGCUAAUGAGUUCACAACGUGUCUAGAUGAAUGUGCUCACUCUGGAAGAGCUGCUGCAGCUGAUCCGGAGAGAGGAGGGGGAGCGGUUGAGGUCUUUCUCUCUGUAGCCUCCAGCAUUCCUGCCACUGGAGCCUCUCCUCUUUCCCCUGGUGUCGACCACUGCACAGCCCUUAUCAGGACAUGGAGAUGUGUUCACC
This is a messenger RNA of Acanthopagrus latus (yellowfin seabream), 6625 nucleotides long. RefSeq names its product kelch-like family member 17 (gene klhl17). NCBI's taxonomy places the organism in Eukaryota, Metazoa, Chordata, Actinopteri, Spariformes, Sparidae. Gene Ontology annotation, molecular function: protein binding. The transcript has 12 exons. The record is from RefSeq and is a predicted model, not a curated record. Bases 1000 to 2793 code for a protein of 597 amino acids.